AACAUUGAUCCCGAUGUUUAUUAGUAGACAAUCUGUUUUCUUGACAUUUAAUCCUAUAUCUUUGAAAUAUCAUUUAGUUAUUUUGAAUCAUGGCUAUCUAGGACAUAAUUGUUUGAGAUCACUCAACAACUAUUACUGUUUAAUUAUGAUCGGGAUCGACAUUCUCAUUAGCUGAUAAAGCCUGUUCAACAGCUGAAGUGAACAGGGGAAAAUGACCACAAUUCGUCCGUUUGUUUGUGACGAUUUAUUUAGAUUUAACAAUGUGAAUUUGGAUCCAUUAACAGAAACUUAUGGACUUCCAUUUUACAUGCAGUACUUGGCCAGAUGGCCAGAGUACUUUCAGACGUGCGAGUCGGCUGGAGGGAGGAUUAUGGGAUACAUCAUGGGAAAAGCAGAAGGUGGUGGAGAGAAGUGGCAUGGUCAUGUGACCGCCCUGACAGUGGCCCCCGAGUUCCGUCGCCUGGGUCUGGCCGGAACAUUGAUGAAUAACCUUGAACAAAUAUCAGAACAGAAAAAAUGUUUUUUUGUGGACCUGUUUGUGAGGGUAUCUAAUAAAGUAGCCGUCAACAUGUACAGGAAGCUGGGCUAUGAUGUUUACCGGACUGUUCUAGAAUACUACUCUGGUGACGUGGAUGAAGAUGCUUAUGACAUGAGGAAGGCCCUGUCUAGAGACAAAGACAAGAAAAGCAUGAUUCCUCUGAAGAGACCUGUCCGACCAGACGAGUUGGAUUGACCAUGAGCCAGGUGGAUUACCAUGGAGACGAGUUACUAUGGAUACUGCUAGGGACAGCCAUUUUUGUUUUGGUUUCAAUUCUGUACAUUUUAAUCCAAGAACUUGGAAUCCCAUUUUACACCACAUCUACAACUCGAUCAGAUCUGUGAGAGGAAUUCUCAAAAAUAGGUCCCAACAGAAGUAAGCUAUGUUUCAUGUGGUUACCCAAAUUUUGGACAUGAUAAUGCUCUCAAAUCCUAGAUAAUUCUGGUGUGAUGAAAUGUGUACAAGACCUGUUUAUUACAGUUGCUGUGGUUUCGGUGGUAGGUUGAUUGAUGGCCUAUAGUUUGACUAUUAAAAUCGACCACCUGUACUCCAUCAGAACCUCGAGAGAUAGAACACCUUGGCUUACACUUAUCAAAUGGUCUGCUGAACAGUCAAGUAGAAAUAAAUACGACACUAAGCUAAGGCUUUCCAAUAAAAAUCAUAUUCAAAAUGGCUUAUCCUGAAACUGUGUGAAAUAAUUUUCAAGCUGUAACUUUUAUUUUGUAAAUACUUACCAUGAAAUUAAGUGAAGAAAAUUGUAGGGGACGAAAACUGAAAUGGUUUAUUUGUUUUUAUUUUAUUUUUACGAUUUGAUAUCUGUAGAUUGUUUUUAUGGAUCUUGUUUCCAUGGUGACCCACCUGGUGUUUCGUAGUAAGUUUGUAAAUAAAUAGUGAGUUAGUAUGUUGUCAGAAUGCGUGCAUUAUUAAUUGUAAUACUGUGGUAAUUGUUUCAUUUGUUUCACAGAUUAAUGUAUUUUAACGAGAUUGCUCAUCAGUAGUGUUACAGUUCGAUAUUUUUACUGCUUAACGAAAUACAUAUACCUAUCUGAAAUUGUAGGACAACUGGAAAUUUUAUGUUUUUAUUGUAAAAGCAAAAAUUGCUUAUGGAAAAUUUGUUGUAUGUUUUGUUUAAAUUUCACAAAUUACAACAUUUUAAAGAAUUUCCGUUACUCCACCAUAAGUGUUUCUACUGCUCUCUGGUGACACAGUGGGUAUUUUCAGAAGUAUUAUAGCUUUUGGAAAUGCUCAUCUUUGCAAUAUGUUAGAUGUAUAACGGUACAAGUUUUGAGAAAAUGUCUUUUUAUAUGAAGCUGUGUUUAAAUAAAGUGUGUGAUUCUUA
Molecule: messenger RNA, 1877 nt
Organism: Ostrea edulis (European flat oyster)
Lineage: Eukaryota; Metazoa; Mollusca; Bivalvia; Ostreida; Ostreidae
Product: N-alpha-acetyltransferase 20-like
Exons: 6
Coding region: 212-733 (173 amino acids)
Biological process (GO): N-terminal peptidyl-methionine acetylation
Cellular component (GO): NatB complex
Molecular function (GO): protein-N-terminal amino-acid acetyltransferase activity
Source: RefSeq, a predicted model, not a curated record